This is a messenger RNA of Saprolegnia diclina VS20, 2346 nucleotides long. RefSeq lists its product as hypothetical. Lineage: Eukaryota; Oomycota; Saprolegniomycetes; Saprolegniales; Saprolegniaceae. The record is from RefSeq and is a predicted model, not a curated record. The transcript has a single exon. The coding region runs from base 34 to 2292 and encodes 752 amino acids.
GCCACCUGCCAGUCAGAACAGGACAACGGGCCAAUGCAGCCGGGCAGUGCAGCGCUGGAUCCGUGGCGGCCACGCGCCUUUGCCGUCACCCAAGGUGACGCCUCUGUCCUUGUCGAUGACAAGCAGCUCGACUUGCCAGUUGACAACGCCGUCGCCGCCAGCCUCGUGGCUCGCUUUGGCAACAGAGUGUCCUCAGCACACAUCGACGCGACGUUGGCGCAGGGUCUGAAGAGCGUGCAGCGGUUUGUCAAAGGCGUGCUCGUGCCGGAAGGGCCGUUCACGCUCGCGCUGUCGCAAUUAGCGCUGGACACUCUCGGCGGCGACAACACGUUGUCCUUCACGCCUCUCGACAGUAGCCCACCGGGUACGUUUGGCCGACUGCUUUUCGUCUUGCCGUCAGACUACGACGGUGGCAAGGUUUGCGUCGACCACCAAGAUGUCGACCUCGCUCCGCACAGGAUUCUUGCACUGUAUAAUGCCACGUCACUGACUACCGCGCCGGUCACCCGCGGCUACCGCGCCAUCCUCGUCUACCACCUCAUCUACACGAGUCCGACGGCCCACGUCCGCUGCGCACCCGCUUCUGACGCCGAUGCCCUCGACGCGUGGCUCUGCGCCGCAGCCAGCGCCAACUCGCCGGCGUGGCUCUACGCCUACGCGCUCCGAGGGCCCAUUUCAAAUCUCGCCUUUAACGCGCUCUGUCCCGCCGACCUGCGCCUCGUUCGUGACGUGGCAGCGUCCGGGCGCUUUGACGUAUGUCUUGCGCACCUACGUGACGGCGUCUACGACGAGUGGAAGAUACUCUCCGAGAUCGCACCGUACCCAUGGUGUGGGCUAUCGACGGCCGCCGCCGUUGGUCUCAUCGGCCAAGACGUGUGUACCUCAAUGUCAACCUGUCUUGUCGUGUGGCGAACGACGUCCCGCUUGCACUUUGCGAGCGUCGAUGCCGCCCUUUCCGCUCUGGAAGCUGCAGUGAACGAUGCACCGGUGUGGGGGUACGUGUCGCGCAAGGCACUGGCCGCCGCUGUCAUCUCAACCUACGCGGUCGUCGCCACUUCGUCGAUGGACCGCGCGCGCUUGACGGCCACCCUCUCGCAGCUCGACGAUGUCGGCCUCGUUCAGAGCUUCUUGGGACGGUAUUGGCACACGCACCUGACGCCGGUCGCCACCGUCGCUCCCUGGAUCCACGCGCAGCUGGUUCGGUUUGGCUGGACGUCGCUGGCCGAGAGCCUUAGCGUGUUUGUCUACCAUGCGCGUAGCGUUGGGGCACCGGCUUUUGUCGCUAGCCUCGCCGGGCUUGGCGACCUCUGCCCGGCCCUCGACGCUCCAAAAUCGCUCGAGCUCCUCAAACAACUCUACCACAAGCUCCUUAGCACAUGUGACGUGUGGCGCCACGACGUUGCAACCCAAGUCGAUACGGUCGCGUAUCUGAUCAUGCUCGAGAUGCACUUGGACCGUGCGCACGAGAGCGGGCACUGGCUGGCGCAUCGUCUGCCGCCCCACGCCACGGCGUGCAUUGACGCCUACCUCGCGCGCACCGCGACCCUCUCAACUGUACUCACGAAGCUGCCACGCUUCGAGGUUGUUGUCCCAGCUCUCGUGCUGGCACAGGACCGAGCGCCGCAGCUCAUGCUCGGCCAUGACGUCGCCCGCUACACUGCGCUGCUGGCGAAAAUACCGGCAUCGAUCGCACCCGAGGAGAGCGGCGACCACGAGCUCGUGGCGGCUACGAUUGCGCACCUGCGCUGGCACCAUCUGAACGUCAAAGCUCUCGAGGCGUGCAUGGCCAAGGCGUCGUUCCUCGCGAUCCCAGCGUUUCUGUGGUUUGCACGCGAGCACCGUUUGGUACAAGGGGACUCGGAGAUCUCACUCCUCGCCGCCGGGAUCGCCCACGUCGUCGCGCAGCACAGCUGGUCGGAGCACCGGAUUGCGCAAGCGAGACUCUAUUACCACUCGCUUAAUGUCGAGGCGUCGGUCGCGGUCGAUGCGUUUACGUUCUUUGCGCAUUUUGCACCAAGCGAGAUGCGCGCCUUCGCCCAGACGUGGCUGAGUAGCACGACCUCGUACCGCCCGAUCUACCAUCUUCUCAAGGACCACAGCGACGUCCUGCGACGCCACACCAGCAGCAGUGUCUAUGCGGACGUGGUGCAAGCUGGCAUCGACCGCAUGCACCAAGGACGCUUGCAGCCGGAUGCCAUAGGUCGCUCGGCCGCCGAGGCGAUGGCGUACUUUCUGCAGUGCCACAACGACGUAGCCGGCGUCAGUGUGAAUGGCCGUGCGACGUCUACCUAGCUAGUGACGAUAUCUUCCACAAGUACUCAACCGUACUAGUAUAAGCUUGUUCAC